This is a messenger RNA of Glarea lozoyensis ATCC 20868, 8046 nucleotides long. Its product is annotated as ARM repeat-containing protein. The record is from RefSeq and is a predicted model, not a curated record. Gene Ontology annotation, biological process: regulation of translation; cellular response to amino acid starvation. Bases 1 to 8046 code for a protein of 2681 amino acids. Gene Ontology annotation, molecular function: protein kinase regulator activity. NCBI's taxonomy places the organism in Eukaryota, Fungi, Ascomycota, Leotiomycetes, Helotiales, Helotiaceae. Gene Ontology annotation, cellular component: cytosol. The transcript has 4 exons.
AUGACUGAGGUGGAAGUCAACGGAUCCGCUGGAGUGGACCUGGAUUUUGCAGUCACCAAGGCCGCCCUCAAUUCUUCUUCUACGACAGCGCGCCUGGAACAUCUGCAUAUCUUGGAGGAGAGACUGUCAGGGAAUGAAAUAAAUGAGAAGCACUUCCCUUCCCUCCUACGACUUUUCUUCCGCACCUAUUCCUACUACCACGAUCGAAAUUCGAGAAGAGCGGUCCAACGUUGUGUAAGAUGCAUAUUCCGCUCAGGAGCGGCGCCAGAAUUACUGGAAGAUUUUGUUAAACUUCUUCACACCGAGACAACGAAGAUCAAGAUCCCCCCGGUUGAUGCUUUUGUUCUAGUCGAGUUAUGCAGUAUACUUCUUCAAGAGAUAUCGAGCACGAAGCGCUGGGAUAGAUGGGGUCUCGAUACGGUUGUGAGCAAUGCCUUGGCCCUGGACCUAUGUUUGGGCGAGUCGGCGCGCUCUAAUGUCAAGAAUUCCGCUUUGGUGGUUACUCGACGUGGGUUGAGGAAAGUUUUCUCCAACGAGAAGACAAGGCAAAGUACGAUUGAAGAUGUUGUGCGAAGACUCACUGCGAAAGCCGCUCAGCCUUCAACUAGAACUUGUGUCAUGUUAGGUGUAGUUGCCGGAGUAUGCAGCAGAAUUCCAGAAGCCAAAGAUGUCCUCUCCGCCCACAAGUCGGAAAUAUAUUCUUUUUACACCAGAGAAGUAGUAGGAUCGCGGACUACAGUUCCUCCACACGUGGCAAACGGGCUCAAAGAUUUUUUCGAAGAGUUUACUACAAAAGAGGAUAUCGAGAAAGAGGUCAUUCCUCCUCUUGAGAAAGCGCUUCUCAGAUCGCCUGAGAUUGUGCUUAAUGGACUCAUCGAACCUUUCUUCCACUCGCUACCUGAGUCGAUAGAUCUUUCAGAUAUCCUUCAGACCAGAUUGCUGAAACCUAUCCUGUCUAAUAUCAAGUCCACGAAUGCCGCCAUUCGACAAGGGGCUCUUUCAACGUUCAAGGAAAUCGUUCUUAAAUGUAACGAUACAGAGAUUGUGACUAAAAUUGCUGGGGAGAUUUUAACCCCUUUGAAGUCUGGGAAGUUACCAUCUGCAGAUCAGAGGUCUAGUCAUGCUGAUAUGCUCUCUGCGCUUCCUGUUUCACAAGAGACUGCUUCUUUAGUUACCCCAGCGAUUGCUGCUUGCUCUGCAAAGGAAGCCAACGAAGCCGCACUUAAUGCCCAGACCCUUACAUUUCUCCAUUACCUCCAGUGGGGCUUAUUCAAUGGGCUAGAAAUGCCAAAGCCAGCAGUCGAUGCUUUCGUGAAGGGCAUUUCGGACAAGAAAGUGCCAGUCAAGAAGCUAUGGGUAGUCAGGCUAGGCGAAUUAUUUUGGAGCAUCAAAGACCAAGGAGUCUUGCAGUCGAAGCUUACGGGUCUCGCGGAGGCUAUCACCCCGCCUUUGCUCGACAUUUUACAGGAGACAGUCAACAAUCCUAUUUCGGCCGCUCAGUCCGGUCUCGUAACAGCUGCUUAUGUCUUUACAGCGAUAUCGCGAUCAAAGCUGGGUGCUACCUCUAGCCCCAAGGUUGAGACAGCAUUAAAAAAAUCGCAAAUUGCUCGUCAAGCGUUGGCAAUGGAACCGAAACCUUCCUUCCUGUUUAACCACCGCAUCUAUGGGAAACUUUCGAACGAUGAUGAUUACAAGUGGUUCAUUAGAGCGCUUUCCUCUCUAACUUCAGAGUGCUCAUCAAUGGAGCCAAACUCCGCAAGUGCUAUAGCAUGGUCUCAAGCAGUCAUAUUUAGUAUUUGCUCAUCUACUGUACCUCCUGCUGUUCGAAAGGAUGCUUCUCUAUCUCUUUCGGAGAUAUAUCUUCAAGCUCCAGCAGAGAUAUCGAAGAUCAUUAUUGCUGGCCUUUGGCAUUGGCAACGAUCUGUUGAGCAGGAAGAUAAAGACAGCGCAUCGGCAGCGGCAAAAACAGAAUCCCAAAAUCUGCGACUAGUCGUUAAAUCGAUAUGCUUGCCGCCGGCAGAUGCUACCCGCCUGGGUGGCUCUGUAGACAAGUUAAUUCGACAAGAGCAAAUGGUUGCCCUGCUGAUCUUAUCCCGUCAAGAGUUGCUGCCCCAAAUGAGCUGGAUAGAUUUGUGUCUUAGAGUAGAGGUAGACCCCGGUGCCUUAGCACGCGACUUUGGAGACGCUCUGAUGCAACAGAUACUUGAAUGCACAAGCUUUACCGAGAAUGCUUCAUCUCAACGUUCGGAAUCUGUGAAAAAGGCGGCUUACAAUGCCGCCGCCGAGCUUGCCUUUGUUGCCCCCGAUGUAGUGACGCCUCGUCUCGUUGACUUGAUCCAGAAAGAUCUAGACUCCUCGCAACUGGCAGGAGUUACUCCAACUGAAGCUGCGAUAUUCCGAACGGAGGAAGGAACAGCGUUUGUUGACGUGCUUGCCUCAAAGUCACAAAGUUAUGUCCCAAACAAAAACACCAAAGAUUACGAUACGAUUAAGUGGGAAGAAGAAUUGAGAGCCCAACUUGCACAGAAGAAAGGCCAACAAAAGAAACUAACGCCCGAAGAAUCGGCUAAAGUUAAAGCCCAGCUCAAGAAAGAGCAAGAGAUCAGACUUAACCUCCGAUUUGUUGAAGCUCGACUCCUACGUGGUAUUGGUAUCAUCCACAGUCUCGCCACGGGACCACCAACGGAAGCUCGCUUGUGGAUUGGUCCGGCCGUGAAAGCCCUUGUGGACGUCAUAAACGCUGGUGCUGGUUUAAUUACUGGAAAUGCUGCGCCUGAUGCAUAUACCUCUUGCUCGGAAACACUAGCUGCCCGCAUUGGUGUAUUACGACCAUUUAUAGGCAUUGCUACCUUGAGAGCGCUUGAGGUUCCACACUUGGAUGAGCAGCUGCUUCAAGAGCCACUCGGGCCCCUCAUUACUAGAGUUCUAUAUCGGCUCCGAUUUUCUGGAGAACAGCGGCCUUUUGAUACGGUUUCUUUAACGUACAUUCUUCCACUCGUUUUCCUUGUGCUAGAAAACGCAGGUUUUGGCGAUUCGGACGAUGCUGAGGCUCAGAUUGUUCUUGCAUUGGAAUUCCUUACAUUUCACACCGACGCGGCUUCGGAUGAGUAUGUGCCACGUCAAGAAAUCCUGUCGGCACUGAUUUUUGCAAUGCAAAAAUAUAACCAACAUUACAAAAUAAUUAAGGAUUGUCUUUCCGAUCUCAGUAGAUGUAUUGCCCCGAACAUAAGCGAUCCUGAGAUUGCUAUCCUUGCUCGUGGCUCAAUAGUUCCCCAAGUCUCUGUUAGGACGUCAGUUCUCCAGUGUAUUAGUGCCGAAAUUGAUAUGAGCGAGCUUGAGUUCUCGGAAGAGAUGUGGCUGGCUUGCCAUGAUGAUGUGGAAGAGAACGUGGAACUUGGUCGAGAGAUUUGGGAAGAAAGUGGUUUCAAGAUUACCGAUGAGACGCCAUUCAAGAUGUUGUCUUACCUUUAUAGCAAAGACAAGCAACUUCGGAGAGCAGCUGCUAAAUCUAUUGCGGAAGCUGUUAAGACUUAUCCAGCGACGCUUGAGGCCGUCAUUGAGCAACUAGAGACUUCCUAUCAGGAGCUUGCAAAACCACGAGUACCUCAACUUGAUGAGUAUGGUAUGCCCAAAAAGACGGAUAUUUCUGAUCCAUGGGAAGCCAGAAAUGGUAUUGCCAUUGCCUUCAAAGAACUUGGAUCCGUCUUUGAGGACAGGUUCCUGGAUUCCUUUUUACGAUUCCUUAUUGAUAAAGGUCCACUGGGAGAUCGAGAUCCGAAUGUCAGGGAAGAAAUGGUCGAGGCCGCUACCACGAUUAUCGCGAUGCACGGUAGAGAUAAGGUUGAGGACUUGAUGCAGACCUUUGAGAACACUCUUGAAGCACCUGAUAAGGGUUCAGAAUUUGGUGACCGUGUGAACGAGGCCGUUAUCAUCAUGUACGGUGCCCUAGCGCGACAUCUGGAUGCUGGUGAUCCCCGUGUACCGAAGGUCGUCAACCGGUUGCUGGAAACACUCAGCACACCUUCAGAGUCUGUACAAUACGCUGUUGCCGAGUGCUUGCCACCACUUGUGCGGGCUUCAAGCGACAACACCCGGGAAUACAUAUCUCAAGUCAUGGACAAGUUGCUCAAUUCGAAGAAAUACGCAGCUCGUCGUGGUGCUGCCUAUGGACUUGCUGGAAUAGUCAACGGCAAGGGUAUAUAUGCAUUGAGGGAAUUCCGCAUUAUGACUACUUUGAAUGGAGCUCAAGAGAAUAAAAAGGACGUGAAUCAUCGCGAAGGAGCUUUGCUUGCCUAUGAACUUCUCGCGACCAUUCUUGGGCGAAUAUUUGAACCAUAUGUUAUUCAGAUUGUGCCUCAACUACUUUCAAGUUUUGGUGAUGCCAGCGCCGAUGUACGAGAAGGCUGUCUUGCAGCUGCAAAGGCAUGCUUUGCGCGGCUGAGUUCUUAUGGAGUCAAGAAGAUCCUACCGACCCUGCUCGACGGAUUAGAUGACCAGCAAUGGAGGAGCAAAAAGGGUGCAUGCGAUUUGCUCGGUGCUAUGGCGUACCUCGACCCUCAACAACUGGCGCAAAGCUUGCCUGAAAUCAUUCCUCCUCUUACUGGUGUCUUGAACGACAGUCAUAAAGAGGUCCGCUUAGCAGCAAAUCGAAGCUUGAAGCGUUUCGGUGAAGUCAUUAGCAACCCCGAAAUCAAGAGUCUCGUGGACGUGCUUCUCAAAGCAUUGAGUGACCCUACAAAGUACACCGACAAUGCGCUGGACUCGCUUAUCAAGGUUCAGUUCGUUCAUUAUCUUGACGCGCCUUCACUCGCCCUUGUUGCUCGUAUUCUAGAGCGAGGACUGGGAGAUCGAUCCGCAACGAAGCGUAAGUCUGCUCAGGUCAUCGGUAGUCUUGCACACUUGACGGAGCGAAAAGAUUUGGUUUCACAUUUACCCAUCUUGGUUGCUGGCCUCAAAAUUGCAGUUGUGGACCCGGUUCCAACAACCCGUGCGACAGCGUCGAAAGCUCUUGGGUCUCUUAUCGAGAAAUUGGGAGAAGACGCUCUCCCAGAUCUUAUUCCGGGAUUGAUGCAGACGUUGAAGUCAGAUACUGGUGCUGGAGACAGACUUGGUUCAGCCCAAGCGCUCAGCGAAGUUCUUGCUGGCCUGGGCACGGUACGCCUCGAGGAGACACUUCCAACAAUCUUACAGAAUGUGGCAUCGAACAAGGCCGCAGUCCGCGAGGGAUUCAUGUCAUUGUUCAUCUUCUUGCCCGUUUGCUUUGGUAACAGUUUCGCCAAUUACCUUAGCAAGAUUAUUCCACCAAUUUUGUCUGGUCUGGCUGACGAUGUUGAGUCCAUCCGUGACACAUCCCUCAGGGCAGGUCGCCUCCUUGUCAAGAACUUUGCGACAAAAGCUAUUGAUCUUCUGCUGCCAGAACUUGAACGCGGUUUGGCGGAUGAUAGUUAUAGAAUUCGUCUAAGUUCGGUCGAGUUGGUUGGUGAUUUGUUGUUCAAUCUUACCGGUAUCUCUGCCAACACUGAGCAAGAUGAGGUCGAGGAGGGUGCACAAGAGGCUGGCGCAUCACUACUGGAAGUUCUUGGAGAAGAGAAGCGGAAUAAGGUGCUCUCCUCGUUGUACAUUUGCCGAUGCGAUACCUCUGGUCUCGUUCGCACCGCGGCCGUCAAUGUUUGGAAGGCAUUGGUUGCUAGUCCUAAGACUCUCAAAGAGCUUAUUCCAACUCUUACCCAACUUAUUAUCAGGCGGCUGGGUAGCUCAAACAUGGAACAAAAGGUUAUUGCUGGUAACGCACUCGGUGAACUCAUCCGAAAAGCUGGUGAUGGUGUUUUGUCGACCUUACUACCAACACUUGAAGAAGGGUUACAAACUUCUACGGACACAGAUGCCAAGCAAGGUAUCUGUAUAGCACUGAAAGAACUCAUUUCUUCAGCAUCGCCCGAUGCUUUGGAAGAUCACGAAAAGACUUUGAUCUCGGUUGUCCGUGUGGCUCUUAUCGACUCUGACGAAGACGUGCGGGAGGCAGCUGCGGAAGCCUUCGAUUCUCUUCAACAAAUUCUUGGGAAACGGGCAGUUGACCAGGUGCUACCCUAUCUUCUCAAUCUUCUCAGAACAGAAGACCAAGCAGACAAUGCACUGUCAGCUCUACUCACUUUGCUUACCGAAACUACAAGAUCCAACAUCAUUCUACCUAACCUUAUACCGACUCUUACCGCCUCGCCUAUUUCAUCCUUCAACGCCAAGGCAUUGGCUUCACUUUCUACUGUCGCAGGCUCUUCUAUUACACGAAGAUUACCUAAUAUCCUCAAUUCACUCAUGGACAACAUCAUAUCUUGCAAAGACGACGAGUUACGGGCUGAUCUCGAUUCAUCGUUUGAUACCGUUGUGCUUUCUAUAGAUGAAUUCGAUGGUCUGAACACUGCCAUGAGCGUUCUUCUCGCUUUGGUUAAACAUGACGACCAUCGUAGACGAGCUGCCGUGGACUACCACCUUGCAAAGUUCUUCGCUGUUUCGACAGUCGAUUAUUCUCGUUACAACCAAGAAAUUAUCAGAGCUCUCCUAAUGUCGUUCGAUGACAGGGACCCUGAAGUUGUCAAGGCUGCCUGGACGGCGCUUACCGAGUUUACAAAACGUCUGAAGAAGGAGGAGAUGGAGUCUUUGGUUUACUCGACACGCCAAACGCUCCAGCAUGUUGGUGUGGCUGGCGCGAACCUGCCUGGCUUUGGACUACCAAAGGGUAUCAAUGCCAUUUUGCCAAUAUUUCUUCAGGGUCUUAUGAAUGGUACCGCCGAACAGAGAACCCAGGCAGCUCUCGCAAUAUCUGAUAUCGUUGAUCGUACCAGUGGCGACUCUCUCAAGCCUUUUGUUACACAGAUUACGGGACCCCUUAUCCGUGUUGUUUCCGAAAGAUCUGUUGAAGUCAAGGCCGCCAUCCUACUCACGCUGAACAACCUACUUGAGAAAAUACCAACUUUCUUGAAGCCUUUCCUUCCGCAACUUCAACGCACUUUUGCCAAAUCCUUAGCGGACACUUCAAGCGAGGUCUUAAGAAGUCGCGCAGCAAAAGCUUUGGGUACAUUGAUUACGUUGACUCCAAGAAUUGACCCUCUGAUUGCUGAGCUAGUCACCGGUUCAAGGACAUCUGAUACUGGGGUCCGCAAUGCAAUGUUGAAAGCUUUGUAUGAAGUCAUCAGCAAGGCAGGGGCUAACAUGGGUGAAGCUUCGAGGAGCGCAGUAUUAGGAUUGAUUGACACAGAUUCAGAAGAGAACGAUGUGGCAAUGUCUAUCACCUAUGCAAAACUUCUUGGUGCUUUAAUCAAGAAUGUCCCCGCCGAGAACGCUGCAGGACUUAUCAAGAACCGGGUCAUGACGACGCAUUUCAGUCAAUCAUCUGUGCUUGCCCUCAAUGCUGUCUUGCAUGAGUCGCCAACGUCUCUGACGGAUAGUGCCUUUGCAGAUGAUUUGCCAAAAGUCAUCUGUCAGGGCAUGUUGAGUAAAAAUAACUUCAUCUCUGACAACUGUGUCUUGGCCGCUGGUAAAUACCUUCUCUCUGACGGACGAAGCGUAGAUUUCGAAACAAUCAAACCACUUUUUGAAGCGCUCGCUAAGCUUAUUCAACCCGGUGCUUCUGUUGACACACGUCGUCUUGCACUUGUGGUCGUUCGUACUGCUUGCCGUCACCACAUGGAUCUUGUCAGACCACACCUUCCUAUGCUCGCGCUUCCAAUAUUUGCUAGUGUCCGAGAUAUGGUUAUCCCCAUUAAGCUGGCCGCAGAAGCCGCGUUCAUGGCGCUAUUCAAUGUCGUCGACGAGGAGAGCAAGGUCUUUGACAAGUACAUAUCCACGCAAGAAUUGCCGGCAGCUCAGAAGAGGAGUAUGCAAGAUUACUUUAAGAGGGUGGCCUUAAGACUUGGAAAUACGGCGAGAGAGAGAAGAGAGGCAGAGGGUGGACAGGGUGGACUAGGAUUGUCCAAUGAUGAGAUUGAUGAUGAGAAAGAGAUCCAGAGCAUCGGGAAGGUGGAUUUGGGAGAGGGUGUAUUUGAUGACUGA